Molecule: messenger RNA, 7443 nt
Organism: Pelodiscus sinensis (Chinese soft-shelled turtle)
Lineage: Eukaryota; Metazoa; Chordata; Testudines; Trionychidae
Source: RefSeq, a predicted model, not a curated record
UUCAUGGUCAACAGCCUCCUGCUGCACCUGAAAACAUCUGUCCUUGCUGUAAUAGAACUUGUGGUUCAAGGAUUGGCCUUAUUUGUCACAUGAAUGUCCACAGCUCCCAUUGAAGAUGAUCAUACUUGGCAACGAGUGUUUGUCGUCAUCACAGCUAGAGAAGUAUUAGUAUAAUCAUACAACACAUUCGUGAUACCUUUGGAGUACUGUGCAAUUCUUUUAAGAUACACGAAUUCAAACUGGAACAGGUGCAGAGAAGAGCUUCUGGGAUGAUCAGAGAAAGGAAAAACCUACCUUAUAAAAAGAGCUGUGAGAAGUUUGGCUUGUUUAGCCUAGCCAUGUGAAGGCUGAGGGGUAGCCAUGUUAGUCUGUAACUACAAAAAAAAAAGUCCUUUAGCACUGUAGAGACUAACUGAACAUUGAACUGAUUAACCAAUUAAAUUGAUUAACACUGCUACUCUCUAUGAACAUAUUAGAUACAUACUAGGGUGGGUGAAGGAUGAGGAGUGAAGUGCCCAUGUUAACACAAGAACAAAUGGCUGUAAACUGGCCAUCAACAAAUUUAGGCUUGAAAUUAGAUGAAGCACAGAUGCUGACUUGAUUUUCCUGGGAAGGGGAUGGAAGGGACUUAAACCCCCAUUCUGCCCCAGGCCCCACACCCAUUCCAGCCCAGGAUGUUGAAUGGUUAACCAGUUAACUGGUAAGCCUUAGCAGUCCCUCUCCGUGCUAGGUCCAGGCAUGUAUAUGAAGUAAAAGAGAGUGGUUCCCUUACCUCUGUUCUGAAGAAGCAGCUCCAUAAAAUGAAGUACUUGCUGUCUUCUGAAUUUCUUGUUUUGCAUUUCACUAGGAUAUCACUUAAGAAAUCAGCGUUUUUCUUCCUUGGAUAUGGCUGCAGAGACGAGAGUCCUAAGUAUGACAAUGUGGUUGCCAGGUCUCAUACAAAAAUGAAUUAGUAUCCAAUAGAGUUAUUCUGGCAGUGUGCCAAACUUUGCUUAACACUGUUGUGAGGAAAAUAGUUGUGAGACCAGAGUGACUUUUUUUGCACUGCAUACAUGGUUUUACAAUAAUGCAAUUAUUUUAAAGAACUGGUAGAAUUCUCAGGUAAUUUUACAGAUGCUACCCUUGUAAGGAUUAUGUUCCCAUGAAAAUUUAAAAUAUAUUAAGGUUGCAUUUUUUAUUUACAUUCUUGAAUAUUAAUUUUGCAUCAUAAAAGUUGCUCCAUGUUAUAUUCAGAGUUCUAUGAUAUAACAAGUGGAUAUGACUUCAUUAAAAUAUAAGACCGAAGAUCUCAAGCAUUAUACAAUCAUUUAUUUUUGGAGCAUGCCUUGAAGUAGCUGGUAUAAGCAGAUUAGUUGGAAACUGAAGUAGUAAAGUUGCAUGUUUAAUACAUUGUCCACUAGUUUUGUUUGUCUUAAAUUUUGGUGUCCUGCUUGAGACAUCUUAAAGGGGCCUGAUUUUGAGGUGCUGAUCAUCUGCAGCUCUCAAUGACUCCAGGUGCAGUUGUGGGUGCUAAGCAAUUCUAUAAGACAGGCCAUAAUUGUGUCCAGCUGGACAGCAAAAACUAAUGGUUGCUUUUGAAAACUUGGACUAGAGGAAUAGUUGUCAGACUUGGGAACACUCUAGAAUCAAGAACUCAUCAAUCUGUUCUUUAAUGUAAUUACUAGAGGCACUCCCUCAACUUAAAAAUUAGAUUCCAUUAUGAUAGUGAAUUCAUGCCCAGUAUUUGAGAUAAAGAAACAGUUUUUAGGGGUCCAUGGUCAUCUUUAUUAAUGUUUUGUUCUCUUUCCUUGCAGGAGAAACAUGUCCAUGACAAGUUGGUACCUCAUAGUUUGCUUCAGAAAGACUUUGUGCCUUUUCUGUUGAAUUUUUUAAGGGAACAGACUAGUCAGAUCUUGACCAAUGGGCCCUCUACCCCUGCUAAAACUCCAAAUUCUAAGGCCCUCAGGAGCACGGCUAGCCAUGGGAGCCAAAAGACAGGAUCAGAUAGGAGGGGGAGCAACACAGCAGGGUCAUGCAGCAGCCGAAUGCAGCUCUUUUCCCAGAGGACGGCUGCUAGCACCUGUAGCCGGGACACUAGUUUUCCCUCUUCUUCUGCAUCAAGCGGUUCUUCUGCCUUUAGUGAGUCAAGCUUUUCUAGCCCCUGCAGUGAUUUUCCCAUCAUCAGACAGAACUUUGGUUGCAGCCCUGUGUUCACCCACAAUGAGAAACGUUCAUCUCAGAGGGCCAACUUGGGCAUCUUCCUAGUGCCCACACCAGAUGUCCAGUCAGUGAGGCGAGGCAGAAGAAGAGGCAACAGCUCUGCCAAUGCCACUGGCCGGCAAGUGGCUCGGGACUUAGGGCGAAGCCUCACUGAAGAGGACGAUGGGAAGGGUGACAGCUCUUCCUUGAGUGGCGGGAGGAGGAAGCGGACUGAGGUGGGUCCUACCUCAGCCAAUUCCCCACCUGAUCAUCUGAAUCUCAACAACUUGGAGGAGUUCCCACCCAUGAGUGCUGCUUCUGGCUUGACAAACAAAAGCAAGCCAUCAAGACGAAUCAACCCAACUCCAGUGAGUGCUGAGCGCCCCCUCUCAAAACCUAAGAUGUGUUUCACAUCCACACCAGUCAGCCAGUCUCCCGCUGCUUGGUUUCCGUCUGGGACCAAUCUUGACACCUUUGCUGCUAUCCAGGAAGGGAACGUUACCUCCGUAACAGGAAGCAGUCUUCAAGAGGAGAGGGAGAUGCUGAAGAAAGAACGAUACAAGUUGCUGCAGCAGACAUCUCCUGGAGGGCUAUCUCUGGAUCCCAAUACACCUACCACGCCUAAUUACAGUUGGAGUUCAAGCCUCGCUACUGAUAGCCAGCUAGUGACCUGUGCAGAUGUCAGUAAGGUCUCCUGCAAGAAACAGCUAGAAAAUCUGGCUCAGCUCUAUUCAUCUUGUAUAGCAGAAAACCUGGUUCCAAAUAUUUUCCUGGAGCUGUUCUUUGUUCUGCAGCUGCUAACAUCCAAGGGAACGACAACUUUGGAAGAUGGCGAGAAUGAUCUGGAAUUCAGUCAAGGAUGUAAAGAUGCAAUGGAGAGGCAACAUUUUCGAAAUGUACACAACUGUGUUUAUUUUGCUGUGCGGGUCUUGGAUUGCCAAUUUGCAAUUAUUUCCCGUUUAGAAAAGGGGACAUUGAAACUUCUGGCUGAGAAUGAGCGGAUUGCAUCCUUUUCACCUGGCUUUCAUGAGAGCCUUAUGAAGGCUUAUGAAAGCAGCACAGCCAAGGUAUCCCUCCUGCUGCCUUCGUCUGUACAGUUUGUUUCUUUCCAGCCAGAAACUGACAAUCGCUCUAACUUUCCAAGUGACAGGGCUUUUCAUAUAUUUAAGAAACAAAGGGACAUCUUUUAUGAAUUGCUACGUGAGUGGGAGGAUAACCGUGAAAAACCAGGCUGGGACUUCGAAAUUGUUCUUGGCAACAGGAUCAGGGCUAUGAUGAAUCACCUCACAGCAGCCUAUAAUCACAGCCACUUUGCCAGGCUUUUUCAGAAACAGCUUAUCCAGAUGUGUAAAGGUCCUAUUGGUGGUGGCACAAGUUGGGGUGAUACCCCAGACCAGGAUGUCCUAAAUAUGCUGGGUUCCGAUAACCUGAACCGGCUGAAGAGGCUACAGGAGAGAUUUGUCGUUCCUCAGAGCAUCAGAGGGCCCUGCCCACCCCCUGCCUUCCCAGGGUGCCAGCAGUUCUUCAGGGACUUCAUUCUCAGUGCAGGAAGCUACCAGUUCAACCAGCAUCUGAUGGAUAGCCUGUGCCUAAAGAUACUCGAGCUGGAUGGCCUUACUUUUGUAGAGCAUGAACCUAGUGAUGGGGAAGCAGAUAUGGAUGAACAGGAUGAAAAAAAGCAUUUCAUGGUGGCCCUGAUGACUCUCCGACUCCUGGGAAAGUUUCUGGGAUUUCUUGUUUUCCUGCCAUAUCGAACAGUGGAACCACCGAGUAGAGACUUGCAGGAAUCUGCAGUGGCAUUAAGGAAUCAAACCCUGCCUGUACUGGAUGUAUUGAAGCUCCUGAGACGAUCGAUCUUGAACCGACGUACUAUCCUUACCAUUCCUUGGGUUGUAGAAUUCCUCUCUCUUGUGGACCAUUUUGCUCCAUUCCUUGACUACUAUGGGAGGGUAUUUUCCCUUCUGCUGCAGCUUUACAGAGGCCUGGUUCUUUCUGAAGAAAAGGAGAUGAGUUUUCUGAACAAGCUACUGAUACUUGCAGUGCUGGGCUGGCUCUUUCAGGUCCCCUCUGUCCCAGAGGAGUUGUUCUUCACCAGUGAAAUCAGAUGGGAGGGGCUGACCAGGGACACUGUGACAUCUGCUCAGGCUUUGGAUUCUGUGCCUUUGGUGGAUCAGCAGUUACUUUAUACAUGCUGUCCCUACCUUGGAGAGCUACGGAAGCUGUUGGCUUCCUUUGUGGCUGGCAGUGGAUCAAAGAAUGGUGGUUUUAUAAGGAAAAUAACCCCAACUGCCACGGAGUCCUUGGCACCCAAACCUUCCAUCACACAGCAAAAAUUGCAGCAGGUGGAGCUGGAGCAGGCCUUCUUCCACAAUCAGCCCCCAUCCCUGCAGAGAACAGUGGAAUUUGUAGCGGAGAGGGUGGGAUCCAACUGCGUUAAGCACAUCAAGGCAACCCUGGUAGCAGAGCUGGUCAAAAGGGCAGAGGUCAUGCUGCAGGAUAAGGUAAAAGAAGAGGAUGCUAAUCAUAGCAAACUGCUGGACGAGGUGUGUGCCCAGCUCUACGAGGAAGGGGCACAGGCUCUCCACAAAGGCAGAGAAUUUUGCAGGUUGAAAGGGCCUGAGGCUGUGAGAGUGCUGCUGCCAGAAGAGACGACAGCAGCAGUUUUGAGCAGUGCAGAAGACAUUGCAGUGGGACUGGCUACUGAGAAGGCCUGCACCUGGUUGUCGACCAACAUCACAGCACUGAUCAAAAGAGAAGUGAGAACUACUUUUAAUCGAAUGCUAAGAGUCCAGGGGCCUUCCUUGUCCAGUGAAGAUGCACAGGGGGAGAGAAAAGGUUGUCCCUCUGACUGCCAGCACCACGCUCCGUUCCCUUCUCAGAUCAUCAAUGAGAUCAAAGACGUACUCUGCAUUGCAGUGGGACCUCGGGAUGAAAAUGAAGGAAUUCCUUAUGUCCAGCUGGAGUGCCUGUUGAAAAGACUGAGCCAAACACUUCGAUGCAGAAAGUUCAUGUGUCCCACCUCAGAGCAGCAGCUGGCGAGGUGCACUGUAGAGUUGGCAUCUCUCUUAGUUUCAGAUCGUGUUCCUAUCCAGGGCCUUAAGCCUCAGAGCCAGAAGAGACCUGAAAGACAGAGAGGGAAGAAGAAUGCUGUCUACGGCCUUCUGAAAUCGCUUCUAUCUGUUUGGAAGGAAGACUUUUGGAUCCCUGUUCCUGUUCAACUGAUGUUCAGCAGAAAGAAUGUUGGCUACCUCGCGGAAGUCGAGCAAUGGGAGUGGGAUUUGUUCCUGUUUAUGCUUCAUGGACUUGUUGAGCAUGGUCUGAUGGAAAAUGCAGAGAUAGAGAGAUGCUUGCAUAGCCUCCAAGAACUUCUCUGGCCCUCAGAUUUCUUGAAAGAACUGGAAAUGAUUUCUAGAAUAUUUAUAUCUGAGCAUCAUGCUGCGGAACCCAGGACUAGGCCUUGUGAACUGGUAAGACAACCAAGAGGUACCGUGGCAGCACAAAGCUAGUGCAGACAGUAUCUGAGUGGAUUAGAGAAUUGAGAAGAACUCAAGAUGUGGAAUUUGAUAAUGCUCCUGAGUCCAUUCAGUAAGUCCCUUCCUUGGAUCACACUGUGUUGAAGGGUCACUUGUGCAAAAACUGAAUCAAACUUUCCCUCAAAGGAGUGUCUCAAAAUGUGACAGAACAUACGUCCCUCAGUGUUUGGAGGGGUUUACAUCUUCCAAUGGAAAUGUUUCCAAGAGUUGCUCUAACUUUGGAAAUUUUUUAAGAAUCUUAUGGUGGUUCACAGCCAAUGAUCUACAGUUGUAAUGGAAACACAUCUCGUACUCCUGCAACAAGAGGCUCUGAACGGUGCCUGGAAUCUGUUGUAGUGCACAAAACCUGCCACAUUGCUGGAGAGAGAUCUGGUGGUUUCCUGUGGUGCCAUCUCUUAAUUUAGUUGAUUUUCAUGGACUCUGUUAGAAAAUACACCGUGCUAACUGGAGAGGGAAGAAGUCCCAACAAGAUGAACAGAUAUUUAUUUUUCACCUUGAGCUCAAGCUUGAAGGUUUGUUUUUUAAAAAUUUUUAAGACUUGUUUUAAAAGUAAAAUCACAGUGUAUUUUGGAGCAUUGGAUCAGAUAUUUUAAAGGACGUGUGCUUAUGUUUGUAUCUCACUUAAACAAAAGCAGCACUUGUAUUUCAUGUUUUUUAUAGAAAUGAGGGAGAUCGUCUGCUUAUCUUUUAUUACUGGGGAGAGUUGACCUAUUUUAAGAGGCAUUGCUUUUGUAAUGUGAGUAUAAAUGCCAUGUAUGUGUUACACACUAUGUUUAAAGUCCUUAUUGCCUUGGUUUUGAGGCUUGUAACAUAGAAAUACUCUUGUUUGAUAAGCACAGAGUAGAGUAACUAGACUGAAAUUGUAACAAAACUCCCAUGAAGGAGCAUCACUAGGAUGUUUGGAAAGAAGUGGUCCUGCAGUCCCACUGCUAUGGCAGGCUGGUGAGUGCUGUUCAUCCCCAGGGAUCAACCUUAAAUGGGAAACUGCUAAUAAAGAGGGGUGUCUUAUUUUCAGUACCUUAAAUACAGUAUUCCUUAUGUUGGGGACUGGGUUUUUAGCAAUAUAUUAAUCACUCUUCAGAGAGUUUGCAUAGGAUUUGCCUUGCUGUAUAAGGAAAGAUUUUGCCGAACAGGUUGGGCUGAUGGAGCAUCUUUUUUCCGCACUAAAUACAAGGUAUUCAGAAAGCAAAUCUAUUUCCUAAGACAGACAGCUACACAAGGUGAAUCCCAGGCUGUUUGCAUGGCUAUGGUUUUUGCUUAUUAACCCGUCUUUUGCUGGUAUGGAUAAGAAUUCUUGGGGUAUAAAAUGCAAUGUCAAGGAACUGAAUUGUUUUUAAACAUCAGACUAACUACAUAAAUCUGACUACUAUUAAAGUCUACCAGACACAGAUAAAACGAGGGAAGCAAAGAUGCAUGUGUGGCAUCUGUUUUGGGUUUUGUCACCUACUUGAAGACUGUUGGGAGCUGGAUUGAAGGAGACUGCAAACACCAGGUAUUGAUCUUAGUGUUAUUUGUUUGCUGUUGUCAUACUCACAUGGUACUAUUCAAUAGUACCGUAGCAUGUGAACAAAGUGUGUGGACAGUAACAACUGCUGCAGUAUGAACUGAAAGAGCAGGUGUGCCUCGUACUAUAAUGUACUUCCUUCUGGGGAUUCAGUACAACGGGACCAUUUCACGACUGAUCUCAGUGAAGCUGUCAGAUUUGCUAUAAUAAACAGAUUAUCAAAAUGCA